CCAAGUUCCGCGGAGUUGGCGAGGCGGGUGCCGUCUGUCCCGUGCUGCGCGCUCCCUUCCGCGCGCUCCCUUCCGCGUUCCGCUGUCUGCCCCGCCUGGCAACCCGGCCCUUCUCCGGGGCCGCUAGCCAUGGCCGGAGCGCCCUGGAAGCAGCGCUGACGGCGGCUGGCUGAGUGCGCCAUGCCCAGCAGGAUGGACCCCAAGAUGGACCAGAGCGGCGGCCGCGGCCGCGUCCGUCUGAAGGCGCACUACGGCGGGGACAUCCUGAUUACCAGCGUGGAUGCCAUGACAACAUUCAAGGACCUCUGUGAGGAAGUGCGAGACAUGUGUGGCCUGCACCAGCAGCACCCACUCACCCUCAAGUGGGUGGACAGUGAAGGUGACCCUUGUACUGUGUCCUCACAGAUGGAGUUGGAGGAGGCCUUCCGCCUGGCCUGUCAGGGCAGGGACGAAGUGCUCAUCAUUCAUGUUUUCCCGAGCAUCCCAGAACAGCCGGGCAUGCCUUGUCCUGGAGAAGACAAGUCCAUCUACCGCCGUGGAGCCAGAAGAUGGAGGAAGCUGUACCGAGCCAACGGCCACCUCUUCCAAGCCAAGCGCUUUAACAGGGGAGCGUACUGCGGCCAGUGCAGCGAAAGGAUAUGGGGUCUCUCGAGGCAGGGCUACAGGUGCAUCAACUGCAAGCUGCUGGUCCAUAAACGCUGCCACGUCCUCGUCCCGCUGACCUGCAGGAGGCAUAUGGAUUCUGUCAUGCCUUCCCAAGAGCCUCCAGUAGAUGACAAGAACGAUGGUGUAGACCUUCCUUCAGAAGAAACUGAUGGAAUUGCUUAUAUUUCUUCAUCUCGGAAACAUGAUAAUAUCAAAGAUGAUUCUGAGGACCUUAAGCCUGUCAUCGAUGGGGUGGAUGGGAUCAAAAUCUCUCAGGGGCUGGGGCUGCAAGACUUCGACCUCAUCAGAGUCAUCGGGCGUGGAAGCUAUGCCAAGGUCCUCCUGGUGCGGUUGAAGAAAAAUGACCAGAUUUACGCCAUGAAGGUGGUAAAGAAGGAGCUUGUCCAUGACGACGAGGAUAUCGACUGGGUGCAGACAGAGAAGCAUGUGUUUGAGCAGGCGUCCAGCAACCCCUUCCUGGUUGGCUUACACUCCUGCUUCCAGACAACGAGCCGGUUGUUUCUGGUCAUCGAGUAUGUCAAUGGGGGGGACCUCAUGUUCCACAUGCAGAGGCAGAGGAAGCUUCCAGAGGAACAUGCCAGGUUCUAUGCUGCUGAGAUCUGUAUCGCUCUCAACUUCCUGCACGAGAGGGGGAUCAUCUACCGGGACCUAAAACUGGACAACGUCCUCCUCGAUGCCGACGGACACAUUAAGCUGACGGACUACGGCAUGUGCAAGGAAGGUCUAGGCCCCGGUGAUACAACAAGCACUUUUUGUGGAACCCCGAACUAUAUCGCCCCCGAAAUCCUGCGAGGAGAAGAGUACGGGUUCAGCGUGGACUGGUGGGCACUGGGUGUCCUUAUGUUUGAGAUGAUGGCUGGGCGCUCCCCCUUUGACAUCAUCACGGACAACCCUGACAUGAACACUGAAGACUACCUUUUCCAAGUUAUCCUGGAAAAGCCAAUUCGGAUUCCCCGUUUCCUGUCUGUCAAGGCCUCACACGUCUUGAAAGGAUUUUUAAAUAAGGAUCCCAAAGAGAGGCUUGGCUGCCGGCCACAGACUGGGUUUUCCGACAUCAAGUCCCACGCUUUCUUCCGCAGCAUAGACUGGGACCUGCUGGAAAAGAAGCAGACCCUGCCUCCCUUCCAGCCCCAGAUCACAGAUGACUAUGGCCUGGACAACUUUGACACGCAGUUCACCAGCGAGCCUGUACAGCUGACCCCAGAUGAUGAGGACGUCAUAAAGAGGAUCGACCAGUCCGAGUUUGAAGGCUUUGAGUACAUCAACCCGCUUCUGCUGUCUGCUGAGGAGUCCGUGUGAGGCCAUGAGCAUCUCUGUUGUGGACACGCCUGUGAAUGACCCUGUCACUUUACCCUUAACUACAGCAUAUGCAUGCCAGGCCGGGCACCGAGGCUCCAAGCAGCCAGGGAGGGAUGCUGGCCACCAAGACCGAAGAGGGGCGUCCAACAGGCACUUCUAGACAGAGCAAUCUCUUGUGUCCAGGCCCCAGAGGCUGGCUUUGUGCUGAAGGAACCGCUUCCUGUGCACAGAGGCCCUACCGGAGGGUGAGACAGCCAGCCACGCCGUUUGGAAAAGUGCACAUCUUCCACAGAAACAGAACUCGAUGCACUGACCCGCUCCAGGAAAAGUUAGCGUGUAAUGCCCUGAGGAAUAAAGUGUACCGAUGAUGUCGAAGCUUCCUCUGAUGCCUUUUUUCUGUGGCACCCGCCUGAUGUCCCCAGCACAGCCCCCACAUGAGGAGGAGCUGUGCUUUCUGAGCAGUCAGGACAUAGGCAGGGGACAGGCACCCAAGUGCCUGCAGGGAUGCGCUGCAACAAGAAUUGUUACAGAUUCGGAACGUUUUCUAAAUCCCGGUAAGUUCUGUUGUUAAUAUUUAACAAGUAUUUUCAUACCUAGCACAGCUAGCCAUGGUAGGCCAAGGCCGAAGGGACACCCUUACCAGGUUGGUGGCACUGUUCCCACCAACCGUUUGGACUCUGAUGGGGAAAAUUGGAUCAUAGCGAUUCUAAAACAUUGCUCACCAAAGCACCAGUAAACCAAAUAAAUAGGUAAAUAAAUAAAAAGGGAAAAUAAUUGAAAACUAAAUCCGCACAAAAUAUAUUUCUGAAAACACUAGCCAGUGCCUCCAAGACGUCUUGUGUUAUACAUUAGAUUUUUUGGAAAAUAUUUUUAUCAUUAAUACUCCAGAUUAGGAAAUUUAAAGACAACGUGUGUGAUGGACCCUAGCCUUAAAGUGACAGACUACCCAUAAUCCCACACUCUUCCUGAGGAAGCACGCCUGCUUCCAUAACUGCUGUGCUCAGCCAUCCUCCUCUCUAGGUUAGUUCCAAAGGCCAGCCCAAGGCUUUCUGGGAAGAGGUCAGCUAACGUUACCCUUAGCAGGUCAGGUGUGGCCAUGGCUUACCCACCUUUGUCGUGGGCAGGAGAUGGAGAAGGUACACCGCAGUGACUGAGCACCCCAGGUCCACCCAAGCCAGGCUGGCCCAUAUGGCAAACAUGCUACACACCCCCAACCCUGCCAGGUUGAGACCCUGAGUCUCCACGUCAGGGCAGAGUGGAGUCUAGUCUCCGGUCAUAUUUGCUUCAUGCCUUGGGGCUGGUGGCCCUGACAACAAUCAGAGUUGGAGAAAAUGAAAAUUUUAGAGGCGCUGUUACGGUGCUGCCCUGCUUCUCCGUGACGCCCAGUGGCCACCCACAGCCCUCACCCCAAAACACUCAGGUUUCUCAGGCCAUCGCCAUGUCUGGCACUGAAACAUGUCAGAGCCACACCCAGAUCCAUGGUGCUGGGACAGAACAGGCAGCCCAGGUUUCUGACACCAUAUCCCAAAUCCAGGCUUCUGGGUGGCUCUGUGUCUCCUAUUGAUCAUGGACACAUUUUAGCCAGCACUCCCUGUGUCCAUUGGUAAGAUAUGUCCCCAACUAGUCAAAAAAAUGCAAAUAGAGCCUAAGAGCCGAUUUUUGGGCCUCCCAGGAGUACCCAGCCCAGCCUAGGGGCCUCUCACAGGUACCCAGCUCAGCCUGGGGGCUUUCCAGGGGUACUUAGCCUAAUCUGGGGGUCCAAGUGGCUGGAGCCCCAAUCUGAGGCCUGUGUUGUCACAGCUGCCCAUGAGUUGAGCUGCUAAGAUAAAGAGCCCGCAGAUGAUCCAAAUGAAAACGGGCUCCUGCGAGCCUCCUUUCCUCCCAGUGUGCUGCCUAGGGACAGCACCAACUCCUUUGCCCAGCCAGCACAGGAACCCUGGAUUGUUAGACAUGGGGGUGUUUAUUUGGAUACUGCCCUAUUGCCAAAUGACUUGCUGGUGACUGGUUCGGCUGCUCAUGUACAAAUGUGUGAAUAACAUUGUGCCCACCAGAGGGGGAGAUUUUUAUAUAUAGCAAUUUGUUUUAUAAAUUAAAGAAAGUGAAGGAUGUAUUGAAAUGUGACUACUUGGGGGGGGUGGGAAACACCCUAAAGUUUGCAAAUGGCUCCGGGCAAGAAAGCGUGUGUUCUCAGACACUGGUGACUUCAUGAUUGUAACUCGGUAACCAUGUGGUUUUGUACAAUUGAUCAGUGGAGCCCAUCGCCCGCCGGCGUUCCUUCUGUGGGCGAUAUCUUCGCCCUCCACGGCCAAGGUCGUUCUUACUCUUGCACAUCCAUUAAAGACUUUGAUGAAAAUG
Messenger RNA from Mus caroli (Ryukyu mouse), 4320 nucleotides. RefSeq names its product protein kinase C zeta (gene Prkcz). The record is from RefSeq and is a predicted model, not a curated record. NCBI's taxonomy places the organism in Eukaryota, Metazoa, Chordata, Mammalia, Rodentia, Muridae. Gene Ontology annotation, biological process: protein phosphorylation. Gene Ontology annotation, molecular function: ATP binding; protein binding; protein serine/threonine kinase activity.